AUGCCUAACAAGCCUGAUCAAACAAUGGAGGAUCUCCUUGAUCUCACAAGUAAGUUGAAGGUGGUGGAUGAGGAUGGAUGGGAAGUUUGCGAAGACAGAGAGAUGGAGGUGGGCAAAUCUUGUCUGAUGGGGAGAUUUUGCUCCAACAAGAAUGUCAAUCGGUCCCUCAUUCGAACCAUUCUGGGACGGGUUUGGAGACUUGAGGAAGUCGAUUGGGGAGUUAAGAUUAAAAGAAUCACAACAGAGGCCACUUUCAUGGUGUUCUCAUUCAAGAAAGAGAAUGACCUAAAUCAGAUUAUAGAUAAGUCCCCUUGGCUUCUGAAUAACGGGAUUUUACUCUUACAGAGAUUCUCCAAGAUUCCAAUUAAUUGGGAAGGAGAGCUGACUCGUUUUCCCCUUUCGGGGAGAGUCCUUAAUCUUCCUACGAAGUCCAUUUCCAAGAACAACAUGAUGAGAUUAGCUGGUAUGGCAGGGGAGGUUAUAGACAUUCAGAAAGAAGAUGUAAUGAAGAUUGCGUCCAAUGAAUACUUCUGGUUCAAGGUAUGGAUUUCAAUUGAAAAACCCAUUUGCCCAGGAUUUCUCUUCCCCUGUUCUGGGAAUCGUGUUUGGCUUCCGUUCAGGUAUGAAAGACUACCGUAUAUGUGUUUCAACUGUGGGCGUGUGGGUCAUGAUCACCGGUCGUGUCCGAAGAAUCCUAAACAAAUAGACUUAGGGGAUGGAAAGAAAGCAGCUGCAUAUGGGGCGUGGUUGAAAUUUGAAGAGAAACCUUCCAGGGGUAAAGAAAGGAUCUCUAACAGGAAUGACAAUGGAAGCAGAUUGGAACAAUACAAGAACUCGGACCAAGCAAUUGACAGUCUGAAAGCAGAGGAAAGAAUGAAGGUGAAUUCGACGGAAUAUAUGAUCUUGAAUUCUGAUAAUAGUCGAGGAAAGAUGCCAGAAAGAUUGCCUAGAAUUAACAAUCGGAAUUCAACCAUUAAUCAGGUCCCUACUCCUAACUCUUUGUUGUAUACUGGGAAUAGGGAUCUGAACAUUAAAGGCAAAGAUAAACUAAUGGAAACACAAACACCGGGUGAUGGAGGAGUGGUGAAUAAAAAAAGAUCGGGUAAUUGA
Molecule: messenger RNA, 1110 nt
Organism: Cannabis sativa
Lineage: Eukaryota; Viridiplantae; Streptophyta; Magnoliopsida; Rosales; Cannabaceae
Exons: 1
Coding region: 1-1110 (369 amino acids)
Molecular function (GO): nucleic acid binding; zinc ion binding
Source: RefSeq, a predicted model, not a curated record